Messenger RNA from Lachnellula hyalina, 3051 nucleotides. RefSeq names its product Endoplasmic reticulum mannosyl-oligosaccharide 1,2-alpha-mannosidase (gene Man1b1). NCBI's taxonomy places the organism in Eukaryota, Fungi, Ascomycota, Leotiomycetes, Helotiales, Lachnaceae. Gene Ontology annotation, molecular function: calcium ion binding; mannosyl-oligosaccharide 1,2-alpha-mannosidase activity. Gene Ontology annotation, cellular component: endoplasmic reticulum; Golgi membrane. Gene Ontology annotation, biological process: carbohydrate metabolic process; N-glycan processing. Bases 1 to 3051 code for a protein of 1016 amino acids. The record is from RefSeq and is a predicted model, not a curated record. The transcript has 3 exons.
AUGCGAUUCAGACGCUACCGCGUCUUCCUUAUAUUCGCGGCUCUAAUUACGAUUCUCCUUGUUCGAUUGUCACACCGAAAAGACUGGCCGCAAUACCCUCAAUCCCAAAGCGUGGGAGGUUCGUCGGAUACUGCCCCAGCUAGACCAGACUCCUUUCCGAAAUGGACGCCGCCGGUAGAAGAGGAGCGGCUCAUAGGGCUUGAAAAGAGCAAACCCGAAGCGGAAGAGAAACCACAGCGUAAACCAGAAGUUGUGCUGCUCGAAACGACGCCAAAGAUGACACCCACUUCGAUCCCCAAUGUCAAAACAACGACAAAGUCCAGUGCCGCUGCUCAAGAGACAGUCCCGAAGUUUACCCUACCAAAUAGGCAAAGGCCGCCGCCAGGUGCAGAUGUAUAUAACACAGAUGUGGAUGACGUCCAUCCCGUGGCACCUCCUGGCAGGCAGGAAUUGCUGGAGUUACCAGCGGCUACGAGUGCGAUACACUGGUCCAAACAGCCGGAACAUUUCCCGGUUCCCACGGAAUCCAUAAUCAAACUCCCAACUGGCACGCCAGUUUCAAUUCCCAAAAUUCAAUAUGCUUUCCACGAGGAGACAUCGGAUAUGAAGCGGGAUCGGGAGCAGAGGCAGACAAUUGUGAAGCAAGAAUUCAAGAAAGCGUGGGGAGGGUACAAGAAGCAUGCUUGGCUUCACGAUGAAUUAUCACCAGUGUCGGGGAAGUUUCGUGAUCCAUUCUGCGGAUGGGCUGCAACUCUUGUCGAUACGUUGGAUACGCUAUGGAUCAUGGGCUUGGAGGAAGAAUUCGAAGAGGCGGCUAAGGCGGUGGAUUUGAUAGACUUCACUACAAGUCCCCGGAGCGAUAUCCCGAUGUUUGAGACGACUAUUCGGUAUUUGGGGGGUCUUCUUGCGGCUUACGAUGUCAGUAGUGGGAGAUACAAGAACUUGUUGGACAAGGCUGUUGAGCUGGCUGAUAUCCUGAUUGGGGCUUUUGACACCCCGAACCGUAUGCCAAUUUUAUACUACAGAUGGAGACCAGCUUUUGCAUCUCAGCCACAUCGUGCUAGUCAGAGAUCCAAUCUUGCUGAGCUGGGAUCACUGUCAAUGGAAUUUACAAGGUUGGCACAGUUGACCCAGGAUCAGCGUUAUUACGAUGCUGUAGCUAGGGUUACAAAUGCCCUUUCAGAAUGGCAGGAUCGGGGAACUGCACUAGGAAGUGUCUUUCCGGGCGCUGUGGAUGCGUCUGGUUGCAAUAGGACAGUUGAACUUACUAGUCAACAGCCUAUUGCAUCAUUUGUUCCAGCCAUGUCAAAAGACGAUGAAAAAGCUCUGGGAUAUCAGCCAGAUAGCCCUGGAACGGUCGCCGAGCCGAGGAAGAAAGGAAUCAAGGACUCUCCUUCGGGUCCAGGAUCCUUACAAGUUCAGAUCUUACCCGGUGAACUAAGCAAGGCUUACAUCAGCGAUUGGGAGGAUCCAAAGGACAAAGUUGAGACUAAGAAGACUACGAAGAGAGAUGUGGGAAGUGAGCCUGAUGCUGCGAGUGCUAAUGCUGAAGAGCCUCACACUCCUCCCACUCAAGUCAACCCAAUCAGCGAUUUGCCUUCACGCCCUAACAAUGGAGAAGUGAUGCAAAAUAUGGAAAUACAAGCAGAAACUGCUUCGGCCAGUUGGGAUUGCAAGCCGCAAGGAUUAGAGCCUUCCGAAAAUAAUGUAAAUCAGGCUUUGAAAUUUGGAAUGGGGGGCGGGCAGGAUUCAACUUACGAAUACUAUCCAAAGCAAUUCUUGUUACUCGGUGGUCUCGAGACUCAAUAUCGUAAGCUAUAUCUCAAGACCGUAGAAGAUAUCAAGAAAUGGAUGCUUUUUCGACCUAUGGUUCCAGGCAACCGUGACAUCUUGUUCGCCGGUACGGUUACUACGAGAGGAGACCCCGAAAAUGAUCUCCAGUUAGAACCUGAAGUGGCGCAUCUUACAUGCUUCAUUGGCGGUAUGAUUGGGAUGAGUGCGAAGAUAUUUGGCCUAGAAAGCGAUCUAGAACUCGCGAAGAAGCUUACCGAUGCAUGUGUAUGGGCCUAUGAAAGUACGCCUACCGGAAUCAUGCCAGAGACCGCCAUUGCUUUCCCUUGCGCAAGUUCUGAGGAUUGCAAGUGGAACGAGACGCUGUAUCACCAAGAGCUGGAUCCAAUCUGGAAUGAGAGAGACGGGAAUGUGGAAUCUUAUAAGAAGGCUAAACUGGAAUCUGAUGAGCAAUUGGCAGCAAAUGCGAAGGCUCUUGCUUCCAAGAAAGAGGCGCAAAGGCUCAAUGCCCAGAAGCAAGACGAAGAGGAGGAAUACGAUGUCGACACUCAUAAUGGCACGGCUGCUUUAGAAAAGGAUGGCACGGUGUCACUACAAAAACGGCAAUCUGAGAGCUCCCCAAAACUCGAAGUCCCUCAACCUAUUUCACACAAUUUCAAAGAUAGUUCUAUCAGAAAAAUACCCGCUCAAGACUCCAAGACCCCAAAGUCAAAACCGAAGGUUGCUCUAUCACCUGAGGCAGAGGAGUUUUAUCACCAAAAGGCAGCGUCGACAGCGGAUGAUCUGCUGACCGUUGCGACGGGUGGACAUAUGGACGAGCUGCCUUCCGUGGAACCAGUAGAGCCGCCUAUGCGCGAUCCGUCGAUGCCAUUUACACACAAGGAGUUUGUUGACAAUCGAAUCGCGCAAGAAGGACUCCCCCCCGGAUACACGUAUAUCAGAUCCAACAAGUACAUCCUAAGACCCGAAGCGAUCGAGUCAGUAUGGUAUAUGUACCGCAUAACAGGCGAGACAACAUGGCAAGACAAAGGCUGGAACAUGUUCGAAUCAAUCAUCAAUAGCACAUCCACCAAGUACGGCCACUCAGCCAUUCUCGAUGUCACGUCGCCUCGCAACGAGACAUACCAACUUGAUGAGAUGGAAAGUUUUUGGACCGCGGAAACGCUAAAGUAUUUUUACCUGUUGUAUUCGACGCCUGAUGUGAUCAGUUUAGAUGAAUGGGUAUUGAAUACUGAAGCGCAUCCGUUUAAGAGACCUUGA